AUGGCUCGUAAGCGUAAGGGGCACACCCUUAACGACUGCCCCAAGGAUCUAAACGACAUUCCGUACAUCCGCUUGAUGAACCAGCAGAUCGCCAACGUGCGCCAUCCUAGGGGAUUAUCCGCGCCGCCCGUGCUUGACGGCCAGGGAUCCAGGUCCGAUAAGGGCAAAGGCAAGUCGGCGCAACCUGCAGCACGCCCGGAGCCGCGGAAGAAACGGGCGGCAGCACCAGUCGAGUGGGGCUUAUGGCCAGACAAGGAGAGCACCAUUUUCGCAGCGGCGAUAUGGUUCAUGAAGGAGGAGCUCGAGCCUCUCAAGGGGAAGCAGGGGACGCAAUACUGGGUCCGGCUGCUCGCACACAUCAAGGAGUCGAACCCCGGAUGGUGCAGGGGAGUCAAUGCACUGCAGAAGCAGUGGCGUAACUUGGUGCUCCUUUGGCGGGAGUACAAGCGUGCCGACGGGGGGUCGGGCAACGGCUCAGUGGAGAAACCACCAUGGUAUCCGUACCUGGAGCUGCACAACCAAGACACCGCCGCAGCCGCACCGCAUGCGGUGGACGGAGGCGUCGCGACUAACAUCAAUGUGCCAGCCGUCAUGGAGGUUCCAACUUCGUCCCAGCCAGGCACGUCAACACCAUGCUUUACGGCUCUGCCACCGACGACCACUGCCACACCCAAGCGCGCGCGGGUGCAUGAGACGGCUACCAUGCAAGCGGCCAUGCUGGUCUCCGCCACCAUCAAGGACUGCCAUGGUGAUGCGAUGACUCGCAUUGAGGGCCUCGUCCGUGAAUGGAUGGCGCAAGACAUGCAACUUGCCCGCGAGCGCAUGACUGAAUCGGCUCCCCCGGAUGUGCACCGAGCGUCGCCGGAUUUCUCCCCUCCUCCGCCACGCGGGGAGUCCGCGCCACCUCCCGAAGCUGCACAGCCGCGAGAAGAUGUGGGCAACAUCAACACCGUCACUCCGGCUAUUGAGGAUGUGGAGAUAUGGGUGCGGGGCCCCAACGAUUAG
This is a messenger RNA of Closterium sp. NIES-65, 1005 nucleotides long. Lineage: Eukaryota; Viridiplantae; Streptophyta; Zygnematophyceae; Desmidiales; Closteriaceae. The record is from the annotation of a GenBank genome assembly.